Molecule: messenger RNA, 318 nt
Organism: Symbiodinium pilosum
Lineage: Eukaryota; Dinophyceae; Suessiales; Symbiodiniaceae
Source: the annotation of a GenBank genome assembly
AUGCCGCGCGACCCAACUGGCGGAAGCGAUAUCGACGUGUGCUGCCUUUUGAUGAGGCAAGGCGCUGUGUCCAGGCCAUCGGCUUUGAGAGCCGUGAGGAAUGGGAUGAGUGGGUCGCUGAAGGCAAGAAAUCGCCUUUCCUGGGCCCAUAUGUACCAAGCGACCCAGAGGCCAUGUAUGCCGAAGAGUGGCAGGGCUGGGAGGACUUCCUUGGCUGCCUUCUGCCUUUUGCAAAGGCGCGCCUUGUCUCGCGGAUGCUGGGCCUACAGAGCCAAGAAGACUGGUACGCUUUUGUGGAAGCCGAUCCAGUCAGAUUGA